Molecule: messenger RNA, 1978 nt
Organism: Rhodamnia argentea
Lineage: Eukaryota; Viridiplantae; Streptophyta; Magnoliopsida; Myrtales; Myrtaceae
Product: F-box/LRR-repeat protein At3g26922-like
Exons: 3
Coding region: 111-1571 (486 amino acids)
Molecular function (GO): protein binding
Source: RefSeq, a predicted model, not a curated record
AUUGUGGAUGAGGGGGUGAAUGAUGUGUUGGAUUUAAUAUCGUUAAAUUUGGUUUUCUUCCCGAACUAUUGUUGUGAAACAAAGAUAUAUGUUUUAGCUCUAGCCAUUGCAUGUGUUGUUCUUUGAUGAAUGAUGGGGCGUUUCGUGCUCUAGAUAAACCGGUUCGAGUUAUGGAUGAAACAGCAGCCGCUAGCAAAUCUAAGCAUCGGAAGCUGAACGAAGAACAAGACAUGGAUUCGGUAGCUUGCAACAUUGACGAUCUUCCAGAGGCGAUCCUUGAACACAUCCUAUCUUUUGUUCCAAUAGAGGAUGCUGUUGCAACGUGCGUGCUGUCAAAAAAGUGGCGGUACCUCUGGACCUCUCAUCCUAAUCUUGAACUUUUUGAGUCGCGGUUUUCCGGGAGGGAGCACUUUACCAACUUCGUGGAUGGAGUACUCCUCCAGGGUUCCUCUCGCAUAAAAAAGUUGGUCCUCCGUUGUAGCAAUUUCGACUACGCAUCCCGUAUCAAUUUUUGGGUAUCCACUGCGGUAGCGCGGAAGGUCGAAAGUUGCUCAGUCCUCCUUUUAUGGAUCCCUGGAAAUCUGGUCUUGCCUUAUUGCUUGUUCAGUUGCGCAACACUGGCUCGCUUGGAAUUAUGCGUCUUGCCGGCAUUGGAACUACCUUCUCGAAUUUGGCUUCCGAAUCUUAAAUUCCUGCUCCUCAAGUACUUCAAGUUUGUGGACGAGCGCUCGACCGAGCAAUUGUUAUCUAGCCCGGCGCUUGAAGAGUUGAUCAUAGAGGAGUGUAAUUGGAGUAAUAUCGAGGCACUGACUAUUCGCCCUUCCAUGCUGAAGAUCUUGACCAUACACGAUGACCAUGAUGGUUUUUCCUUGGUUCACCCAUAUGGCUGUCGGGUUUUGAUAUGUGGAAAUAAUCUCGAAAGAAUACUUUGCAGAAGUUCAUUCUUGAAUGACUACCGGUUCGAAAAGUCAUGCUCGCUACUGGAGGCGUGCAUCAAUGUAACGGCCUGUCCUCCAAGUAGGACUAGACAAGUUGCCCGCCGUCUACAUAAGCUUCUUGAAGCAACGUGUUCCGUCAAGAAAUUGACACUGUCGAGCACGGCUGUCCGGGUUCUAAGUAGUGCAGCCGAGCUCUGCUCACAUCUGCCCAUCUUUCCUAAUCUGAAGUUACUGGUCUUUGGGCGUUUAGACUUGAAACAUCAAGCGAUUGUUAAGUUGCUGCAUAAUUCCCCAGAUCUGGAAACGCUUGAAUUUAGAGAGGGUAUCCAACGAUACGGCAUUGACGAUGGCUAUGAUGCGAUAUUGGAUCCGGCACCCCAUUGUUUCGGCUCGCAUCUUAAGCAGAUUGAAUUACAUAAUGUACUCAUGGGCGACGAGGUGGUUCGCAUGCUGGAAUUGUUGCUGAAGCAUGCGAUGGUCCUGGAAAAACUCCUGAUACACCACAGACGGACAUUUUCGUGGCUCGGAUUCGAGGAGAGUUACCCCAAAACGUUACCAGAGGUGCACUGUGGAUCGAAAAGUUUCAAAAUUACCAUUUUACCACCUGAUAUUGACAAAAGGCCACUGUCAUAACAUGUAAGUUGCAGUCCUGAAAGUGCACAUGUUUUGUUGUUCCAAGACACUGGAUCUCUUUUUUGGCCAUCAUAUCGACUCUAUAAGUAUAACUACGCCGACGGCGACAGCGAUGGUGAUGGCUUUGUAUCCAUUGUCCUGCCCCUGCAGAUGAUCCUAAAUUUCGUUUUGCAAGCUUGAAUGGUUGAGCCAAAAACAGAAGGCUCGACUGCAAAACAUGAAGUACUGCUCUGUUCAGAGCUUGGAUCAAUCUCACUUGAUUGAUCUAAACCUGCUCUUACAGUAUUGUGGAAGAACUCAGAUGAAGAAUCAUAUUAUUCCUUGUCAAGAACUACAAUUUUUCUUCUGUGGCGGUUGAUUUUAGAAGUUUGGGUAAGUAUAAAAAAUUAUUGGCCAAAAAAAAAGGA